AUUCCAUUAUACAUGAUGGUCUUCCUGUCAUACUCCAUCACACUGGAUGGUCUUCCCGUCAUACUCCAUCACACUGGAUGGUCUUCCCGUCAUACUCCAUCACACAGGAUGGUCUUCCUGUCAUACUCCAUCACACAGGAUGGUCUUCCCGUCAUACUCCAUCACACAGGAUGGUCUUCCCGUCAUACUCCAUCACACUGGAUGGUCUUCCCGUCAUACUCCAUCACACUGGAUGGUCUUCCCGUCAUACUCCAUCACACAGGAUGGUCUUCCCGUCAUACUCCAUCACACAGGAUGGUCUUCCCGUCAUACUCCAUCACACAGGAUGGUCUUCCCGUCAUACUCCAUCACACAGGAGGAAAAACAUCUGAGGGCAGGAUAACAGGAUUGAUUUCGAGCAGCCAUUCGUCAGACGACAUGGAACUGACCGAGCAACUCGUGGAGGCUGGCCAGGACCAUGAUGACCAGGACAACGAAUGGGGUGACCGCAGGGUCAUACUAGUGGGCAGCGGGGACAUGACUCGUGCCCUGGCUCCUAGUCUACUCCGAGCUCACUACAGACCUGUUGUAGCAACCAGGAAACCUAACAGAGCCAGGACGUGGAUGAGCCAGGAGGUGGAGGUGUGCACCCUGGAGGAGGGACUCGCUCAAGGAGACCUGGUGGUAGUGGCCAUCCCUGCCAUCCACCACCACACUCUUCCCAAGCACCUCUUUACCAACAAAAUCAUCGUUGACAUAAGCAACAGGUACCCAGGGGAGACCCAGAAGGUGAGCCUGGCAGAGGCGCUGCAGGAGAUGCUGCCGGAGGCUCAGGUGGUGAAGGCUUUCAACACGCUCUCAGCCUACGUCCUGGAGAGGGAAGAACUGUACUGUGGUAGGGAGGUACCAGUAUGUGGGGGCACAACAUUUGCCCGGGCACGGGUGAUGGCUCUGGUAAGGGACAUGGGCAUGGUACCCGUGGACAAGGGAGGACUGAAGAAUGCCAGGACCCUUGAGGAAAUACCCUUCCAAUUCUUCCCGGAGUGGAAGGUGGCGUUCAUUGUCACGGGUAUCAUCUUCGCUUUCUUCUGGACCAUCAAGUUUUUUAGGUCGCAGAUCUGCUACAACCUGCAGAAAGAUGGGGACUGGGACUGGGGCGUCUUCGAAAAACUGCCUCUGAGCAACACCCAGAACGCCCUGGCCUUUACUGGUUGUCUCCUGCUGCUACUCUGCUACAUUCCUGGGAUGAUUGCUGCAUAUCUCCAGUUGUGGAGAGGCACCAAGUACUCCCGGUUUCCUGGCUGGCUGGACACGUGGCUCAAGUCUAGGAAGCAGCUGGGCCUUCUCUCUCUACUGACGGGAUGCACACAUGGUUGCUUGGCCAUCUUCCUCAAUAUAAACUGGCACCAGGCCAUUUCAUGGACCCAGUCAAUCUACAUCACCUGUGGUGUGCUACUGGCGGCGGUGAUGACCAUCCUGGGUGUGACAUCACUACCCUCAGUGUCAGUCAAGUUAACAUGGAGAGAGUUCUCAGUGGUUCAGAGGUACCUGGGCUGGAUCUCCGUCAUCCUUCUCACCUCACACCUCACAUUUCUCUCUAUCCUUGGUUUAAUGCGUCCUCUUUCCUGUUACUUCCUGCUGUCGGGGCCACAGAUAAUGGUUCCUGUGUGCUUCCUCACGCUGAUGUUCAAAAUUCCUCUGGUGCUGCCGUGCAUCGACUCUCGUUUGACCAAGAUCCGUAGAGGCUAUGAGAGGCAUAAUCCCACUGACUCUGAUAAUCAGAUGCCUAAAUUAAUUCCUUAAACUUUUAAUAUUUGAGUAAGUUUGAUCUCAGAUUUGGCAUACUGUGCACUAGCAGUCUGAAGUUCAUUCUUAAAUAUUUAUUUAUUUAUAUGUUGUGCCAAAGGUGAGCAAUAGACAGUAGAGUAGUUAAUUUUUCACCCUCCCCCUCUACAGUCUGAUGCUCUGUUAACAGUAAACAAAUCUAAAUUUCAUUUAAAUUUCUUGUUAUUUUGUCAUGUCUAGCAAUUCAUUAUGAUCUUCCAUUAAUGAACUAAUAUCCAAGAUUUAUCUUCACAUUAUUGUUGCAUAAAAAAAGUAUUAUAAUGGCUAGUGUUCAUUGUGUAAUUCAUGAUUAUCCUGAAAAAUUUUCUACUUUCAAUUAAAACAGAGAAACAACCCCUUGGAGACAACCUUAGAAAAAAGUGUUCUCAUGUUUGUUCUCUAUCUUUCCUUUUUGUCUAAAACUAGAAAUUUACCCACUGAAUAUUUGCUGAUGCACUUCUAUUGGGAUAUGAACCUCAUGAGAUGCAAAAAAUAAAUUUUGAUUCCUUGACUGUCUGAAAUGUACAUUUUGAAAGCCUAGGUAUCUCAGACCUCAAAAUAUAUAUAGUUGUCCCAACCAUGAAAAAUGCUUUUCAUUUUCAAGGUAGUGAAGAUCUAGAGCCUAGUUUACGUAUGGGUAAUAACAAUGAAACACGUUGCAGAACCAAGGCGUGUAGUUCAAUAUUUAGCGCCUGAGUGAAGAAUCUGCAAAGCCUGCUUAGUUGACCGAGGCAGUUUAUCCAUUUCAUCAACACGCAUGCUCCCCUCACACACCGUGUCUUGACCUGAUGAGCGUGUUUCAUCAGAAGAGAUUAUACAGUGCCUGUGGGAGAGGGGAUGGAAGGCAUUCAGGCUUAAUUCAGGGAAGUGGAGCACAGAUCCAGUUCCCUAGAUCAAGAGCUCCUCACCAGCAUCAAAGAACCUCCCAUGAGGGUCAUCAGAAAUUGAGGCAGUUGUAUGUUUGGAAAGAAUUCACAAGAGCAUCUAUUAGAAGUUGAGGUGGAGGGUAGUUAGAAGAAAUUCCUAGAGUAUUUCUUUGAAGUUGAUGUGGAUGAUGGCAAGGAGUUCUCAUAGUAUCCUUUGCCAGAUGAGGAAGGUAUUUGUGGCUGGGAGUUCCUGGAGCAUUCCAUAGAAAUUGAGGCAGAGGGUGUAUGGGAUGAGUUCUUAAGCAUUCCCUGCAAGCUGAGGCAGAUGGAAUCCAUGUAUUCCUGGAUUAAUAUUAUAAUACGUAUACUAGUAAUCACAAAAGCACUAAAUUUGUACGAGUUCCCAGAGCAGAGGGUAGCCAGGGCAUCCUGGAACAUCCACAAGAGGCAGAUAGGUUAUAUCUUGCAAUGCCAAGAAUCGAUAGGUCCCAGAGAGAGAAGACCGCUGCACUAGAGGACAAGACUAUUGGGUCCACAAACCAAGACAUCAGAAAUGACUGCACAAGUCAUUCAGUGAUGGAAGCCCCUCAUCACUUGAGGAUUUUGUAAUUUAAUGUAGUCAUGCCAUACCAUGUAAUAUACUGUAUUCAAAGUGUUUAUGUAGUUCCUUUUCCUUGUGUUUUUAUACUUGCAUCAGUAUGACAAGUUGCUUCAGGGCUGUAGCCUCUGGGAAGAGCAAGGUCAGCUGCCUCUUUUCCCUAGAAUUCUAAAGUAAAUACUAUAUAAUAAAUACAUAAAGAAUAUUGGCAGUUUGGAGGGAUAUGUUGUGUAUCUUUAUAUGUGUAUGCUUCUAGACUGUUGUAUUCUGAGCACCUCUGCAAAAACAGUGAUAAUGUGUGAGUGUGGUGAAAGUGUUGAAUGAUGAUGAAAGUAUUUUCUUUUUGGGGAUUUUCUUUCUUUUUUGGGUCACCCUGCCUCGGUGGGAGACGGCCGACUUGUUGAAAAAAAAAAAAAAAAAAAAAAUAAAGAGUAGACAAUAGUGAGAUAGUAUGACUCGCGAAAUCAUUGCAAACAAACCACGGUACGGGUGGGAAUUGAAUUCACGACUCACUUGCCACGAGUUCAGUCCCCACUCGUACCACAGUGUGAGAUGUUACCAUACUUAUGAUCAUUCAGUAGUGCUAUUAAGCUAUUUGCACUCAUAAAUUAAAACUGGACCCAAGCCCUUAACCAUUGUUUAGUGACCAUUAACCUGAUUUAGUUGUAGACCCUCUUCUGAGAUUUUGCUCAGGUUAUGGGCCUGUGGUUGGUGCUGUGAAGAAUGCACCAGUGAUUUAGUUUUAAGGUCAUAGCUGCAUUAUGUGGCACUGCUGUGUGUACUGUAAAUAGUUGCCUGCUGUGUAGAACACUAUAAGAUCUUGUCAUUGUUCAAAUAAAGAUAUCUUUCCCUUUCACAA
This is a messenger RNA of Cherax quadricarinatus, 4126 nucleotides long. Its product is annotated as metalloreductase STEAP4. Gene Ontology annotation, cellular component: endosome; plasma membrane. Gene Ontology annotation, molecular function: cupric reductase (NADH) activity; ferric-chelate reductase (NADPH) activity. The record is from RefSeq and is a predicted model, not a curated record. Gene Ontology annotation, biological process: copper ion import. NCBI's taxonomy places the organism in Eukaryota, Metazoa, Arthropoda, Malacostraca, Decapoda, Parastacidae.